Zootoca vivipara (common lizard) is the source of this 702-nucleotide messenger RNA. RefSeq names its product prolactin (gene PRL). Gene Ontology annotation, cellular component: extracellular region. The record is from RefSeq and is a predicted model, not a curated record. Gene Ontology annotation, molecular function: hormone activity. Gene Ontology annotation, biological process: positive regulation of cell population proliferation; positive regulation of receptor signaling pathway via JAK-STAT; response to nutrient levels. Lineage: Eukaryota; Metazoa; Chordata; Lepidosauria; Squamata; Lacertidae.
AUGGUUUCUACCACGAUCAACAAGAAGGUUUCACUGAAAGGUGUGUUGCUGGCCAUCCUGGCGAUUACUAAUGUGUACCUGUCAAGGAAGGGUGUAACAUCAUCACCUAUUUGUCCCAAUGGGUCUGACACUUGCCAGGUCUCUCUUGGGGAUCUUUUUGACCGUGCUGUCAAACUCUCACACUAUAUCCACUCCCUGUCUUCGGAAAUGUUCAAUGAAUUUGAUGAACGCUAUGCUCAGGGCCGAGGGUUUAUUGCAAAAGCCAUUAACAGCUGCCACACUUCGUCCCUAACCACUCCUGAAGACAAGGAGCAAGCUCAGCAGAUUCAUCAUGAAGACCUGCUAAAUUUAGUGCUGAGUGUUCUCCGUUCCUGGAAUGACCCUCUGCUACAUCUGGUCUCGGAGGUCCAAAGAAUCAAAGAGGCUCCCGACACCAUUCUUUGGAAGGCCAUGGAGAUUGAGGAGCAAAACAAACGGCUUCUGGAGGGGAUGGAGAAAAUAGUUGGGAGGGUUCACCCAGGUGACCUGGAUAAUGAAGUCUAUUCUAGAUGGUCGGGGCUGCCAUCUCUGCAGCUGGCUGAUGAAGAUUCUCGCCUCUUUGCCUUCUACAAUCUGCUGCACUGCUUGCGCAGGGACUCACACAAAAUUGACAGCUAUCUGAAACUCUUGAAGUGUCGCCUCAUCCAUGACAAUCACUGUUGA